Messenger RNA from Cheilinus undulatus (humphead wrasse), 2767 nucleotides. RefSeq names its product calpain-1 catalytic subunit-like. Gene Ontology annotation, cellular component: cytoplasm. Lineage: Eukaryota; Metazoa; Chordata; Actinopteri; Labriformes; Labridae. Gene Ontology annotation, molecular function: calcium-dependent cysteine-type endopeptidase activity; calcium ion binding. The record is from RefSeq and is a predicted model, not a curated record. The transcript has 22 exons. Bases 141 to 2249 code for a protein of 702 amino acids. Gene Ontology annotation, biological process: proteolysis.
UGCAGCAUCAACACCAACAUCCGGUCCAGACCCCGGUGCUGCUGAGUCUCAGACCCCGUCUGUCCUUCCUCUCUUCAGCCUCGGAGACCAGGACCAGGGAGAACCAGGUGGGCUACAGCAGCAGACUGCACGCGGGCAGGAUGUUCUCUAGUCUUUCUCAGAGGAUCCAGACGGACCGGCUAAAGGCCGAAGGUCUAGGCUCGGUUCAGCAGGCCAUCAGGUACCUUAAUCAAGACUACAGGGGUCUGAGGGAGGACUGUCUGCAGAACCAAAAUCUGUUUGAGGACCCCAUGUUCCCUGCAGAACCUUCAUCGCUGGGCUUUAAGGAACUGGGACCUUUUACAGCCAAAACCAGAGGGGUGGAAUGGAAGAGACCCACGGAACUGGCAGAGACACCGGAGUUCAUAGUGGGCGGAGCCACCAGGACGGACAUCUGUCAGGGAGCGUUGGGUGACUGCUGGCUGCUCGCCGCCAUUGGCUCUCUGACUUUGAACGAGCGUCUGCUUCACCGAGUUGUUCCUCACGGUCAGAGUUUCAGCCAGGAAUACGCCGGAAUCUUCCACUUCCAGUUCUGGCAGUUUGGCGAGUGGGUGGAUGUGGUGAUCGACGACCGUCUGCCCGUUAAAGAUGGCGAGCUGGUGUUUGUCCACUCGGCUGAAGGCAGCGAGUUCUGGAGCGCUCUGCUGGAGAAAGCCUACGCCAAGUUGAACGGCUCGUACGAGGCUCUGUCAGGCGGCAGCACCACCGAAGGCUUCGAGGAUUUUACAGGUGGCGUGGCUGAGAUGUACGAGCUGAAGAAAGCUCCGAGAGAUCUCUAUCGAAUCAUCGGCAAGGCUCUGGAGAGAGGAUCGCUGCUGGGCUGCUCCAUAGACAUCACCAGCGCCUUCGACAUGGAGGCGGUGACCUUUAAGAAGCUGGUCAAAGGCCACGCCUACUCAGUGACUGGCCUCAGACAGGUGGAUUAUCGAGGCCGUCGGGAGCGUCUGAUCCGGAUCAGGAACCCAUGGGGUCAGGUGGAGUGGACGGGAGCGUGGAGCGACAACUCGUCAGAAUGGAGCGCCAUCGACUCUGCAGAGAAAGACGAGAUGCUGUGUAAGAUGGAGGAUGGAGAGUUCUGGAUGUCUUUCCAGGAGUUUCUCCGUCAGUUCUCCAGACUUGAGAUCUGUAAUCUGACGGCAGAUGCCCUCAGUCAAGACUCCACCUCCUUUUGGACCACCACCAUGUUCCAGGGCGGCUGGAGGAGAGGGAGCACAGCGGGGGGCUGCAGGAACCACCCCAACACGUUCUGGAUCAACCCUCAGUAUAAGAUCAGCCUGCUGGAGGAGGAUGAUGACCCUGAUGAUGACGAGGCUGCCUGCAGCUUCCUGGUGGCUCUGAUGCAGAAAGACCGCCGCCGCUUCCGGCGCCAAGGACAGGACAUGCACACCAUCGGGUUCGCCGUCUAUGAGAUUCCAGACGAGUACCGCGGCUCUCCUAGCGUUCACAUGAAGAAGGACUUCUUUCUGCGCCACUCAUCCUGCGCUCGCUCUGAGACGUUCAUCAACCUGCGAGAGGUGAGCGCCAGGCUCCGCCUCCCACCUGGAGAGUACCUGAUCGUCCCGUCCACCUUUGAGCCGUCGAAGGAGGCGGACUUUGUCUUGAGGGUGUUCACGGAGAAACAGUCGGAGACCGAGGAGAUGGACGAUGACGUGGUGGCAAACUUUGAAGAAGAGGAGGAAGUGUCAGAGAGCGACGUGGACGACUCGUUCAGGUCGAUGUUUGCUCAGCUGUCUGGAGACGACAUGGAGAUCUCAGUCAGAGAGCUCAGGACCAUCCUCAACAGAGUCGUCUCCAAACACAGAGACCUGCAGACUGAUGGCUUCAGUAUGGAGUCAUGCAGAGCCAUGGUCAGCCUCAUGGACAAAGACGGCAGCGCCCGGCUCGGUCUGCUAGAGUUUCAGCUUCUCUGGAACAAGAUCAGGAAGUGGCUGGGGAUCUUCAGGGAGUUUGACCUGGAUAAAUCCGGCUGUAUGAGCUCCUAUGAGAUGCGUCUGGCCUUGGAGAACGGAGGCUUCAAACUCAACAACAAGCUGUAUCAGAUGCUGGUCGCUCGCUACGCCGACAACGAGGUGAUCGACUUCGACAACUUCACCUGCUGCCUGGUCAAACUGGAGGCCAUGUUCAAGACGUUCCAGGAACUGGAUCGAGAUGGGACGGGGCGCGCAGAGAUGAACAUUGUGGAGUGGCUCUGUGUGACCAUGUGUGGCUGAACAACAAGAACGGGAUCUUCAAAAGUGCCUCCAACAAGAAGAAACCAGGAACCAAAAAACCACAACAGAACAACUGCAGAGAACAAAAACAGAACUACAACAGAACCACAACAGGACUACUAAACUGCAGUACACAAAACUACUUCAGCACUACUACAGUACCAUGCUGACAUCAUCGUCGUCUUCCAGCCUCUUUAACGAUGAUCACUGCUGUUAGAACCAGUCAGUCUAAACCUUAACCCACAAACAUGUCUGCUUUAGUAUCUGAGUCACCACCAGCUAUGGUGGUUGAUUGAUUGAAGAGUGAUGUAUCUGGAUCAGUUAGUGAAAAAAUACUGAAACUACAGUUGAGUUUCUGACAGCAGGGAUCAUCAGAACCAUCAGGGACAUCCUAUUACAGUCCUCCAUCAUACCUACAGUAAAACUACAGUAAUACUACAAUAAAACUACAGUAAUACUACAAUAAAACUACAGUAAUACUACAAUAAAACUACAGUAAUACUACAGUAAUACUACAA